This is a messenger RNA of Metarhizium robertsii ARSEF 23, 2865 nucleotides long. Its product is annotated as Zn(2)-C6 fungal-type DNA-binding domain protein. Gene Ontology annotation, molecular function: zinc ion binding; DNA-binding transcription factor activity, RNA polymerase II-specific. The record is from RefSeq and is a predicted model, not a curated record. The transcript is spliced from 3 exons. Gene Ontology annotation, biological process: regulation of DNA-templated transcription. Bases 1 to 2865 code for a protein of 954 amino acids. Lineage: Eukaryota; Fungi; Ascomycota; Sordariomycetes; Hypocreales; Clavicipitaceae.
AUGGCUGAUUUCCUCGCCAGCUUCAAUUUUGGAACCGACAAUGAGGUUGCGCCAAACGACGGCGCGUGUGCAUCGCUUGACCACCUCCAGGGUCGCCUUCGCGCUCUGAUUGAAGAAAAAACGACAGCUACCCGAGCCGAACAUGUCAGCACGACGGUCGAUGUUGCCGGCACGGCAGAGUUUGCUGUGGAUUUGACACAGGGAGACAAAGAUAAUAUGAAUAACGUUGACCCGUUGCUUUCGGGCGGAGCAGAGGAUACUGAUCGGAGGCACGAGGGCCAGACGCAUGUGUAUACGGCCAUGGAUGUGCUGAGGGACCAGCCCAGCCAGGCGCCUGUGGUUCAGAAGGCUGUGGCGGAACAGAUUGCCACGGCUGCUGGUGUUGAAGACAAGAGUGUGUGGGCGUUGCAUAGCUUCGAAUCUGCAGCCCACGGGUGGGAUUUCACCUUUAUAUGUGAGCAGUCGGUUCAGCAUUGGAAAGCGCAGAACGAGGGGAAGACGAAGGCUAUUGUCGGGGAGUACACCAAGAAGGAACCCGAUCCGGUCUUAAUGAGUCGACCGGCAUUUGACUGUAGAGGACGACUACUCAUUACCUUUUCAAGAAAAGCCCGUACAAUAUCCGUCAAGUACAACCAUACAAUCAUGCACAAAUCUGUCGCCGACCUCACAGAGUUAUUUAAACCCCCGCCCAUGAUUGGGCCGCAGAAGCCAGAUAAAAAGACGUUAGCCAAGGCUGCCAAAUUGGCACAGGAAGAAGCCGCCAAAGUCAGAAGAAAGAAGAACACGGAGCAUCAAAGGGGGCAAGAUGGCGAGUCUAAAGGGCAAAGAAGGAGGAGGAAUAAAAAAGCAGCCGGGGAGACGCAGCAAGCGCACCUGUCGUUGGUGGAACAAGCCGCCCAGGCUUUGGAUCAUGCUGACAUGUCGCGACUUGGUGAAGCUGUUGCUGCGAUGAAUAACGAUGACGAUGGACAUGGUUCUGCCGUGGGAUGGGGAACGAACCCGAGCGCUGGUUCUGCUAUCAAGCCGUUAUCUCUUAACGUAACUCCAGAGGAGGCAGCGCGUCGGAAAGACGUCGCGAGUAAGCUGUUGACCGAGGCUGGCGUGAGUCCUGACUCGCUCUCUACCGACCAGUUCAACAUCUUUGCAAACCAGGCACCAGAGCUUCAGAAGGAAUCCCUUAACAUGUUGGUUACAUAUGGAGCGCAGCGACUGCAGAUCAUCCAUCCCAGUAAUAAGGAAAGCUCAGCUCCAGUACCUCAGUCCGACGUCUCUCCGUCAGGUGAGGGAGCAGCCUCUGGUGCGAGGACGACAACAACAGAACUCGUCCUGGAAGACUCGACUCCAAAGGGCAAACGGAAGCGAAGUUCGAGACCACUUGGAAAGUCGCGGCUCUCUUGUUUUACAUGCAAGAAGCGCAGAGUCAGGUGUCCGAGGGAGAGACCGACCUGCUCAGAGUGCCAAGACAGCCAAGCUGAAUGCCAUUAUCCGCCGCAGCCUUCACGAAAGCCAAAGCAAAAGUCUGAUGCACUCGCGACCGAUGAUGCUGAUGCCGAUGCUGAGGCUGACGAUGACAAUGUUGAAGGGGAGGCUGAUGAGACUGUCAUGACUGAGGCAAACGCCAAUGAUACCUCCAUGACAGAGGCAAAUGCUAACGCAGGGCAACAAGAAGCGCCCCAGGAUGACAACGACUUUAGUUCGGACCCGGGUGCGCCAUACUCCUACCCCCAAAUCCCUGGGCCGGACUUGGUUCGUGAUUCCGCGCAUGAUCUCGCCCACAGUUUCCAUCAACAGCCAACACAAGCUCCUUACUUCCAGUCGGCAUCAGGACUGGCACUUCCGCAACCGGACCCUUUGGAUGACGCACCAAGGUCUCAACUAAAUAAUGGCAUGACCCUGUCGGAAAACAGCGCAUAUUACCCAUCAUAUCCUCCCCCAGAACCUGCUCCUGAAACGGAACCACAACGUGAGCUUGAAGAACGACAGCCCGUUGAACCGAAUAUUCGUACCUCGAAUCAUAGAAGACAAGCUUCAAAUAAUACUCGAACAAAUACCAAUACCCAGAAAUCAAGUUGGGCCCAGCAGCACGGCAAUGAUAUGUUUAUACCUACAGUCAGUGAAGCAUCACCAUUACUACAACACGGCCAUCCAGUGUCACAGAGUCCCGACCUCGCGCCAGCAACUGCUCACAUCAACAUGGAAGACGCCGCUCUUUUGACACAUGCUGCCACUCACAAUCAGUCAUACGCACCCAACUCCAGCAUGAGGAUACAUCGUCCGACACCGCCGCAGCCGAAGUCUCCGUUUCUACCCCCGUAUCACUCGCGCUCCGCGUCGCAGCAGAGCCAUAGAUCGUCUGGCAUGAUGGCGCAUUCGAGAUCAAGUGCGUUCCAAGCACGACCACCACCACCACCCGCAGCAGCAGCAGCAGCAGCAGACACGCACUCGAAUAUCCGGUAUAACAAUGUGCAGAGCCGGUCGUCAAUAGGCGGAUUGCCAACGGCACGAUACGGGAGUAAUGAUGGGGUGGACUCUUCCAACAAAAUUGGCUAUAAGCCUUACUCGUACCAGAAGAGCGGGUCGAGUGCAGGUACAAGCAACCACGGUUAUCAGUCGCAGUCGUUUCAUUCGCCAAUGACGUCUUCAGGAAUGCACGGGUCGUUGGCAGCAUAUGCUGGGCUGCGGCCUGGACAGGGCACGCCGGGCGAUAGGCAGGACCAUCGGCAGGGGCAGCAUGGCCAGCAUGGCCAGCAUGCACAGAAUUGGCAAGGUGAGAGUCAGGGCAAUGGAUUUGGACAAAGUCAGAGGCAUGGGUAUAACUGGGGGAUGGGGGAAGGUUGGAACCAGGGGCACAACCAGGGGCACUAG